AUAACAGUCUUAACGCCGCAUAAUUCAACCAGCUCUCGUUUUUGGUGUUUUAGUUUAAAUACUUUCCAGUAAAUAAGACUGUUAUUUUUGAUGUACUAAUCAACAACUCAAAUGUUCAAGAAUUUGCCUCUUAAUUGAAAUGAGUGUAUUUGAACGUCUUCAACAAAAAUUGGCCAAAUGUUCCACAUCUUCUCGCGGUCAAGAAACUGCACAGAUUUAUCAUAAAAAUAAGUCAACUUCAGAACAAGCUAUUUUUUUGGAUGGUGUAGUUACAACAACUGAUGAUCGUUCAACAACAAAUACCCUUCCAUUAUGCCAUAAUCAUUCACAAACUUGGAGUGUUGAAUCUCAUAUGGCUUCCAAGAUAGCUAACAGCUAUUCAAACCCAUCUCUGCACACAGUUGGAACAGUUAAUUCCAAAGGUAAUGCAACUCCAGAUACGGAAAUUGAUGUGCCCAAGUCAAAUUUUAGUCACAGUCAAGAUCAUUUGAAUACACCCAGUAAUAGUUCAUAUCAACGUCAACCACAACAACCUAGAAGAAAACGAGCAAAAACCCCGGUUAGUUCUUUCUAUCGUGUUAGCAGUGAUGAUGAUUGUGAUACAUGCGAUGAAGAUGAAGAAGAUGAUGUUGAAAAUAAUAAUAAUAAUGAAGAAUACCUGGAUCAGUGUGACGAUUUAAUUACCAAACAAUCUGCUGCAUUUGAACGUAGAUCACAACGUCUACGUCGUAGUAUUGACCGGGCUAAAGCAGCUUUACCUGCUGAUUUUGCUGAUCGUAUUGAGAUCUCAGAUUCACUUGGUGAUUUACCUAACCAAGAAUCGUCUAGUGGGGCACAACUUCAGAAACAUCAUCGGAGUGUCAGUAAUCUUGGUGUAGAUUUAACUGAUCAAUUAAGCAAUCGUGAUUCAGAUUCUGAAGAAAAUGUAAAUAAUAGUAAUAAUGUAAAUGGACACUAUGAAUCUCAAGAAACCUCAAACUCAAAUGAAAAUCGUACGAAAUCAAUUAUAAAAGAAGAUAAAUAUUCAGAAGUUAGUGAUACAUUCAAAAUGAAAUCAACUGAUUUAGUAAUACCAAAUGAGUGGAUGUACUUGGAUCCCAGUGUUGAUGUUCACAAUAUGUAUGGCUACAAAUCUACGAAUAUUCGUGUAUUUAUAAAAGGGGAAAAUGCCAAUACAACAACUACUACUAUUACUACACCUAAUGAUCAUUUUGAAAAGUCUGAAGCAUCAACCGAUUCUAGCUUACAAACUGGAAUUUACUGGCAUCCAGGUCCACCUCAGCCGUUGUCUGAAUUGAUGUACGAGUUUCGUUCAGGUAGUCCAGGAACAACUUAUUUGAUCAAAGCUAUUUGCAAACGUUCUGGAUGUCAUUGCGCCUUAAGAAAUUAUGACAGUCUCAUGUUAUAUCCAGUACCAGAUUCAACACUGGCCUCUGCAACUUGGGAAUUAUGGACAGCUAAAGACAAGAAUCCACGUUUUCCUACCUCUUCCUGUGAAGUUCAAUCAAAAUUAAUUCUUUUUCGACAAUGUCGAGGAUGGUAUGAAGUUUUGAAUGAGAAUCACCAGCCAACUCCUCAUAUAACAACACUUGAACAGGUGAGGCGCACCAGAGCUUCAACUUUCAUUGUUCGACAGGACAUGCGUUGUUUAGUCGCACCUCCAAAUUUAAUCAUACCUUCUUCAGAUGAAAGAAGAGACUUAAAUGAUGAUACUUCACCAUAUUCAAUACCAUCAAGUCUGGUUACAUUGGCAUGUUCACCAGAAACAUUGGCUAAUUCAAAACCGGAUUUUGUUCGUGCUGGAACACUUCUACGGUUUAUCGCUUAUCUACCUCAAUGCUCAGUUAAACGUGGAAAAAAAACCAAGGAUUUAGGCCUUGUACUAGCAGUUGAACGAUCCAGUUGUUCGAAACAACCAUCCAUUCAUUCCGAUCUACUCCCGGUUAGACCUCUUUCACGUACUAUUUACCUUGGCGUAGAAGAUUCUACACCUGCAGUGUUUCCUCCUAAACUCUCCUUAAGUGUUAUCGCUGGGCCAGAAAAUAUUUCUGGAGUUCAUUUGUUAUCUGGUCUACUUCGUAAAUUCCGCUUACCUUUGUCAGUUAGACCCAUACCUUUACCAGACUCUUAUAACUAUACAAGCAACACAUCAUCUAUGAGACGUCCAUCACUUAUGAAUAGUAAUCCCAAAGUAACUUGUGGUCUAGUUGCUGUUCAACCACUUUCAUUCACUGAAAAACAUUUUUUAAGAUUACACUCUUUAUAUAGAGGUGAUAUUUUAAUUAUUGCUCCAGUGUCUUCACCAGAACGUUUGUUUUUGAUUACACCAUCAAUGUUACGUGAUCAUUCAUUUCAAACUGGUUAUACGCAUGACCCAACUUAUGCUCUUUCCAUGGAAAAUCAUCGUAUACAAGCAUGCAAUUUUCUAGCUAUUGCUCAUGCUCAAGAAACACUCAAUUAUUUAGUUCGGCAUAUGCAAGAUAUAACACGUGAGCCUCGUGAUUCUUAUACGUCCCGUCAACAAGCGAAACAACGAAGUGAUUUGAUGCCAACUCCAGAAUCUUAUAUGACACAAGAAGAAAUUUACAAAACAUACGAUGAAAUUGAUGAUAUCUACUUUUAUAUUCGCCAUGGUUAUUAUCCAUCAAAAAUACGUAAACCAGAUGAUCUAAACAAUAAAAUAGAUUCUAUAUCUAAUACUAAGUUAAAAGCUCAUAAAUAUUCCACUAAUUCAUCACAUACAUCAGAUGACAUGCCUGGAAAAAUGAAUUGUCAAAAAGAUGGUGGAUUAUCCCGUUCGAAUAUGGCAACAGCUGAAGACUUACUUGCUGCUUCGCUGCACACACCUUCACAUCAUGACUCAACUAUACCACCGCAACAACCUAUUAGUCUAACUAGAUCAUCAAACAAUAAUAAAAUUGUUAGUUCAAAUCAACAUAAUAUCAAUAACAUGAUUAAUGCCACGUUGGCCACUUUAGCCAGUUCAACAUAUCGUGUACAGCCAAAAGAAUAUGGAAUAUAAUAAGGUAUUAUUUAAUAGUUGGGAGACAGUAAAGAACUUGAAAUUCUCUCCGUUCCUUUCAGCAGAAAUAAUUUUUCUUAGAACAUUUUUCUGACUUUAUUCUGUGUAAUCACUUAUGUAUUCGUUUGCUGAAAAGUGUAUACAAACAAAUAAUCGCAUUAUCUUAUCUAAUUAAUGUCUCUUCAUAUUUGAAAUUUGUAACUGUUACUAUGAUAUCUAUAAAAAGCUCUAAGGACUAAUAUAAACAUUCCACCCAUCUGUUCAUCCAACCAACUCUCCUUCCUUCUUUUCUUUGCUUCAUGAUGUAAACGGUAUUUAUAUUCCUUUUUGAAAAACAUUAAUUUUUGGCUGUUGUAUUUGCAAACUUUUGCUUAUAAGUUGCCUUUUUUUCCUUUCAUUAACUAUUCCUAUCACUGCUAUAUGAACAACUUUUUUCAAACGUUAUGAAUCUGAUCUAUCCAAAUUCUCUUUCAAAUAUAUAUAUCGGGGGAGAGAAAGAGUGAUCCGUUUUACCUAAAUCAAUGUUUAUAAUUAUUUUUCAUUAGUCUUGAGGAAUUUACACGACCAUUAAACUCUAUGUGACACUAGUUUUAUCAUGUUAUGUAUGGUUGCAGUUGUUUUCCAAAUAAACAAGCAAAAAAACCCUAGUACUCAAAGUUCUUGACCGAUUUAUUUCAAUGAUAAAAAUUCCUAUUUGUGUUUUAAUGAUCUGUAUUGGAACAAUUCAUAUCUGUAAUUAAUAAAUAAACUUAGUUUAUCUAUUGUCAUGAUUGUUCAAUGAGAAAAGGAUUCCAUGUAUCAUCAUAAAAUUCCCUUUAAAUUUUGUAUAUAAAAUAAUAGUGUUUUUUUAAAAAUAUAAAUUUAACUUAUCUGUCCAUAUAUUUUAUCUAUUAACUUCAGUGAAUGACAAUUGUGUGUUUAAGUCACUUGUCUAAAUUGUCAUUCCUUCUUCUCAUUACGUUUUGUCCUGUCAUAUUUGUUCCGUAUUGUUUUGCUUCUUUGAAACAUUACUACUUUUUAAAAAAAAAAUAUUAGAAUGCUUAUUUUACUACUUUCCCUUUGUCUAAUCUUCAUUUCAUCUUGCAACAUUGUUUUGUGGUGAUUUUGAUAAUUUAACUGGUUUUGUUUUCUCUCUUGUUAUCUAUUUGACUUCGUAUUCAAUAUUUUCAGUGUAGAAAUACACGUGAUUAGAUUCAAAGUAACUCUGGUUAGUCAAUCAAUGAUUAUUGUCCACUCCAUCAUCUUCGUUUAUUCCUAACUUUCACUGCUCUUUCUUUCGUUGUUCGUUAUGUAUCUUCUUUUCUUCCUAAUAAUAUAUUUCGUAGGGAGUGCGUUCUCUAUACGUGUGACUGAUGAUUGAUAAGUGUAUUUCUGAGUGAUGAUAGUUUCUUUCUCUCUUUGUACUUUGUACUUUUCCGUAUAAGAUAGGCAAUUUUAUCUUAAUAUUUGUGUAAUUAAUCUCUUCGGAUAUCGUUGUUUAUUUUGCUUGUAUUCACAUUGUUUUUCGAAUUACAUUAUUUGUCUUUUUC
Molecule: messenger RNA, 4551 nt
Organism: Schistosoma margrebowiei
Lineage: Eukaryota; Metazoa; Platyhelminthes; Trematoda; Strigeidida; Schistosomatidae
Source: the annotation of a GenBank genome assembly